AUGCAACACAUCAAGGUCAAAGCAGAUGCUCUUACCUUGCUCGGUAGUCCCAUGCCUCAUGAAGAUCUUACAGAUCUCAUCCUUGCAGGUCUCGGUGAUGAAUACAAACCACUUAUUGAAGGGGUUCAUAGUCGUGAUACACCCAUCUCAUUCACUGAGCUUCAUGAGAAGCUCAUCAAUCGAGAACUUUCUCUAGCUGCGGCCAUUCCACCAUCUCAGUCGUUUCCCAUAACGGCGAAUCAUGUUCAGCACCGCUCCAACAAUGGAAGUCACAACAACAAGAACAACACGGGCCAUAAUUCCUACUUUCAUCAACAUGGAUAUGACCAACGUGUCUCCCGUCCAUAUCUUGGCAAGUGUCAGGCUUGUGGGAUGCAAGGUCAUAGUGUGAAACGAUGCCUCCACUAUCGUAUCAUGUCUAACCAGCAGCCUUCUACUCCGCAACAAUAA
Messenger RNA from Camelina sativa (false flax), 450 nucleotides. The record is from RefSeq and is a predicted model, not a curated record. Lineage: Eukaryota; Viridiplantae; Streptophyta; Magnoliopsida; Brassicales; Brassicaceae.